AUGGAGAUGGAGAUGGAGAUGGAUGGGGAUGGAGAUAUGGGGGAGCCAGCCUGGGGUGGUUAUUGGAUGGGCUUCAUCGCUGGUUCCCUGGACAUGUCGUAUAUAUACGGAGUAUACAGACAGAAAGUAACUCGUUAUGACCCUUGCUCUCUGUUGUUGAGCCCACGUCUCCGCAAACAGACAUCCUUCUGGGACCUCACUUUGACAUCAUAUAUACAGCAACAUCCACAACAACAUCCACCCAACAGCUUCGAGUCAUGCAGCAGAGGAAAGGAAGAAGAAGAAGAAGAAGAAGACGACCGACGGCGAAACCUCCCUUCUACGCACUGA
Molecule: messenger RNA, 330 nt
Organism: Trichophyton benhamiae CBS 112371
Lineage: Eukaryota; Fungi; Ascomycota; Eurotiomycetes; Onygenales; Arthrodermataceae
Exons: 2
Coding region: 1-330 (109 amino acids)
Source: RefSeq, a predicted model, not a curated record